CCUGAGCGACAUCACCUACACGCGAGCAGCCGAGAUUACUCAGUGCUUGAUGCUGAGCGUGGGAGGCAAAGAGAUCUUCCGCUGCGUCAAGCCGGCCCGACCCGGAAACAAACCUUUUAAAAACACUGUGCACGCUGGUGAAGGGCGGAGGGAACUGAUGUGUGCGGAAGACGCCACGGCUUCUCCCGUUGCUAGGCGACGAGGCACGAACACCUGAGCGCAAGUCCGCGGCCGAGGCUUCCAGACUCCAGAAAAGGGGCGCGCGCCUUGCUCGGAACAAGCCCACCCGUUCGUAGCGCCGGGGGUCCCACGUGUGUGGCACUGUCGGGGGGGCCUGGGAGAGUGUUUGCGGGGCGCCUCCUCCAAGGCCACCGGGGCUGCGCGGUGAGACAGGACAGCGAUUCCUUCUGCUAUCAGAUGUCUUUCUACUUGACUGAAAUGCACCUCUGGUCUUUGAGGAAUACCUUACACAUUGGAGAUAGAGACAUCGGCAUCUACCAGUAUUAUGACAAGAAAGAUACAGCAGAGCUUGGUAACUUAGAAGAAAAGCAGAGGUUUGCAGAAUCACGAGAUUAUCCUUGGACGCUCAAAAAUAGACGCCCAGAAAAACUUCGAGACUCACUCAAAGAAUUGGAGGAACUGAUGCAAAACAGUCAGUGUGUGCUGAGCAAAUGGAAGAACAAAUAUGUCUGUCAGCUCCUCUUUGGUUCAGGUGUGCUUGUGUCCCUAAGCCUUUCUGGGCCGCAGCUGGAGAAAGUGGUGAUUGAUAGAAGCUUGGUGGGGAAGCUCGGCUCAGACACCAUCAGCGAUGCUCUUCUCACAGACAGUUUCAUCAUCUUAUCAUUUUUGGCACAAAACAAUCUAUGUUUCAUUCAGUUUACAAAGAAGAUGGAUUUGUCUGAUGUAAAUAAAAGACUGGAAAAACUCUCGGCCUUGGAUUAUAAGAUGUCUUAUUUUGAAAUACCUGGCCCAGUUAAUAGGACAACGCAACGUCAUCUAGCUAUCAACUGCAAUCAGGACAGAGUUGUUUGUUGGUGGCCACUGGUCAAUGAUGAUGCUUGGCCUUGGGCCCCAAUUUCUUCUGAGAAGGACAAAGCCAAUCUGCUUCUCCUAGGUUGUGCUCAAGGAAGACUUGAGGUAUUAAGUUCUGUUCGCACAGAAUGGGAGCCACUGGAUGUUUGCUUUCUCACCAAACAGCCUUAUCAGGUGGUCACAGUGGAACACUCUGUCAGCGUAGACCACGAGCCCAUGGCUGACAGCUGCAUCUAUGAAUGUGUUCGGAACAAAAUUCAUUGUGUAUCAGUCACUAGAAUACCACUAAGAUCGAAGGCCAUUAGCUGCUGUAGGAGUGUUACUGAAGACAAACUGAUUCUGGGCUGUGAAGAUUCUUCACUAAUUCUUUAUGAAACUCAUCAUGGAGUGACUCUGUUGGCCCAGGCUGAACUUUUGCCUUCAUUAAUAAGCUGCCACCCAAGUGGUGCCAUUCUGCUAGUUGGCAGCAACCAAGGGGAACUGCAAAUUUUUGAUAUGGCUCUAUCCCCUAUUAACAUCCAGCUCUUGGCUGAAGACCACUUACCCAGGGUGACUUUGCAAUUCAGCAAGUUAUUUGAUGUUUCCAGCAGCCUUGUUCAGAUGCAGUGGAUAGCCCCUCCAGCUGUUUCUCAGAAGCUUGAAAGUGGAAAUGUCUAUGACCUUCUCUUUCUUAGGUUGGACAGAGGACCCCUGGGUGUGCUUUUGUUUAAACUCGGCAUCCUCACUCGAGGACAGCUGGCCCCCAUGGACAUCAUCUUCCAGUAUAUUCACUAUGAUGAGAUCUGCAAGGCAAUAAACAUCCUGAGCAGCAUGAACUGGGACACUCUGGGCCAGCAGUGCUUUAUCAGCAUGACCGCCAUUGUGAAUCAUCUUCUCAGACAAAAGCUCACUCCACAGAGAGAAGCACAGCUUGAGGCAAGCCUUGGAACCUUCUAUGCUCCAACAAGACCGCUUCUGGAUACAACUAUUUUGAAAUAUAGAGACCAAAUCAGCAAGUACGCAAGGCGAUUCUUCCACCACUUGCUCAGGUACCAGAGAUUUGAAAAGGCAUUUCUCCUGGCUGUUGACAUCGGUGCUCGUGACCUGUUCAUGGAUAUCCAUUACCUCGCCCUAGAUAAGGGUGAAUUGGCACUAGCUGAAGUGGCAAGAAAAAGAGCUAGUGACAUUGAUGCGGAAUCAAUAACCUCUGGAGUCGAACUCUUGGGGCCUUUGGACAGAGGGGAUAUGCUAAGUGAUGCUUUUGUUGGGCUGUCUUUAGUUCCUCAAGGGGAAGAAUCACUUCCAGAUGAUCUUCCUUCCUUUGGAUCUGUCCACAGACAUAUUAUUCAGCAAAAAACACUGAAUGGUUCUUCUAACAGACAGGUAAUUGACAGAAGAAAUGAACAAGAAAAAGACAUCUGUGCUGAAUCUUUGAAGACCUGUGAUACAGAAGGAGAACUGAAGCACGACUUCAGAGGACAGGACCCUGGAGAUGGAGAAGGUGGUUCUCUCAGAAUGGUUCACUUUGGUUUGAUGAAAGACAGAAUAUGCAGCACAGCAUAACAGAAAAGCAUCAUAAAUCAAUCUUCUUAACCUACUUACUUUCAAUAAUAUACAAAUUUUGGAAACUAUCAUACACCAUUUGAUGCCUUGUAAGUAGAUUAAUUUGUUCUCUCUAGCAUUUUAAAUUUCCUUCCUCAUGUCUUAUUUACAUAAUUAAUUUACAUUUAAAUAAAGUAUUUAAUUUACAUGUAAAUAAAGUAUUAAGAAAAAUAUCACCUCAGACCUAAUGUUAGUAGGUCUAUGUGUCUUUCAAAUUAUUGCCAGGAUGUCCCCUGGAACACAGAGAUGCUAUGUCUGUGGAGCGAAGUGGAAGCAGGCUUACCACCUGUUAUGAGAUUUGAGCUCCUUAAGCUCAGGCUUCUGUCCUUGAAACAGCCCACAGUGUGCACGGUCAUUUGGCCCUUUUCACAUUGCUGUAUGGGAAUGUAGCUUAGGAAACAAAUGCAAAAAAAAAAAAAAGUUGACAUUUUGUCUACUGUUGUUGUAAUAAACACUGUCCUUUGUCUUUGAGUCUAGGAUCUGUUCAGCUAUAGUUCCAAAAUUUGUUAGCUUCAAAGUAGGCUAAAAUCUCAGACCCUAACAGUUUUUUAUUUUGGUGGAGGUGGGGUGAGGUAAGAAAGGAGGUAGUACUGGAAAUUGAACUCAAGGCCUCACGAUUAAUAGUGACGUUUCCAGUC
This is a messenger RNA of Dipodomys ordii (Ord's kangaroo rat), 3251 nucleotides long. It is a transcript of the gene Wdpcp, whose product is annotated as WD repeat containing planar cell polarity effector. Gene Ontology annotation, cellular component: axonemal basal plate. Lineage: Eukaryota; Metazoa; Chordata; Mammalia; Rodentia; Heteromyidae. Bases 418 to 2574 code for a protein of 718 amino acids. The transcript has 19 exons. Gene Ontology annotation, biological process: establishment of protein localization; nervous system development; cilium organization. The record is from RefSeq and is a predicted model, not a curated record. Gene Ontology annotation, molecular function: protein binding.